Molecule: messenger RNA, 1721 nt
Organism: Mixia osmundae IAM 14324
Lineage: Eukaryota; Fungi; Basidiomycota; Mixiomycetes; Mixiales; Mixiaceae
Exons: 2
Coding region: 86-1399 (437 amino acids)
Biological process (GO): phosphatidylserine biosynthetic process
Molecular function (GO): L-serine-phosphatidylethanolamine phosphatidyltransferase activity
Source: RefSeq, a predicted model, not a curated record
ACAUUGCGCGACGGAAAGAACGAGGACAGCUUGGCGCUCGGACUGCUGCCACCCCCCCUCGCUGUCGAGCAUAGACACUCAUGGCAUGACCAGCGACGAAGGGCAGGAUCAGCCCACGCCUCUCAGCGAGCGUCGGGUCUUCCUCAAGCGCCGUGACUCGACGACGGGCGACGAGACUGAGGACAUUGACGAUCGUCCCCAUGGAGCCGCACUCGCUCCCUUCCAGCUGUCUCACGACCCGAGCGUGCGCUGGUUCUACUCACCCGCCUCGCUCACCAGCUGGGGUCUCGCCGCUGCCUUUGCCGCCCUCGUCGCCUACAACUCUGAGAAUCUCUCCUUUCCGGACAGGCUCAAACGUCACCUGGGUCUGCUGGCGGCAGCAGCGGCCUUUCUACUCUUCGUCGUCGUCAAUUGCCGCGAUGGUCCCUUUGCACGCCCCCACCCGGCUCUCUGGCGUCUCGUGCUAGGCUGCAAUCUCAUCUAUGCUCUCGUGCUGUGCUACGCCUGUUUUCAGGACAAGGAGCACGCAAGAGACUUGCUGCGAACGUUUGAUAGCUCGAUAGGCGCGCCUCUGCCCGAGAAGUCAUACGCAGAGAACUGUGCUUUCACGCCAAGUAACGUCUGGGCGAAUAUUGACAUCUUCUGCCUCGCACACACGCUCGGUUGGUUCCUCAAGAGCAUGAUCCUGCGCGAUUUCUGGCUCUGCACGAUCCUGUCAGUCGUCUUUGAGUUCUGCGAGCUCAGCCUGGAACAUCAGCUCGAGAACUUCAAGGAGUGUUGGUGGGACCAUCUCAUCCUCGAUGUCCUCGUCUGCAACCUCGUUGGUACCUACAUCGGCAUGAAGACGUGCGCCUACCUCAAAGUCACCCCCUUCUCCUGGCGUGGCCUCAGUACGCGAUCGAGGGGGAUCAAGUCCCGACUGAAGGUCUUUACGCCGUAUGACUGGACGAGCUUCGAGUGGGCCUCGACCAAGCGAUUCCGAAACUACCUUUCCACCGUGCUGCUGCUCGCCUUCUUUCUCGUAGCCGAGCUCAAUGUCUUCUAUCUGAAGUUUCUCAUCAGAUUGGCGCCAGAGCACCCCCUCGUUAUCAUCCGGCUCGGGCUCUUUGCACUGGCAGCCUUCCCGGCAGCUCGCGAGUUCUAUGAAUACACAACACACGGCAAGAAGGUCAAGAGGAUGGGCUCUCACGCUUGGCUUCUGCUCGCCACCGUCAUACUCGAAGGACUCUGCAUCAUCAAAUGGUCCACGGGCGAGUUUCCGGAACCUGCGCCUUUGCAUGUCAAGCUCUUCUGGACCUUUGUUGGAGUCUCGCUUGUCGUCUACCCUAUUCGCAAAUUCGGCUUCAGACGACCGUCAUCUCCCAAAGCAAUACGAGCGUCGCCUAAGAAACAACAGUGAUCCAAGGCCGAGGCUGGGCACUGCGCCUGGCUACUUCGCGCUCGUAUGCUGACGCUUCGACGAGCAUACCCCGAAGGACGAGCUCAUCCAAACGAGGCCAGGCAAGCCACGAGCUAUAAGCGAGCUCGGGCUCAAGCCAGGACGAAUGACUCAAGUUGAGUGUCUCUAGCGCUGGCGUCGAUGCUGCCAGUUUCUUGAGCAAUAAAUGAGUGUCAAUAUGGUCAGAUUUCCGGAGGGCUCCCAUCGAUAGUGCUCUCAGAGGCAGACGAGCGAGGACAUUGAUCAGACUAGCGUUGAGAGUGAUGUAUUCCAUGCCCGCCAA